This is a messenger RNA of Clupea harengus (Atlantic herring), 2991 nucleotides long. RefSeq names its product E3 ubiquitin/ISG15 ligase TRIM25-like. Gene Ontology annotation, molecular function: protein binding; zinc ion binding. The record is from RefSeq and is a predicted model, not a curated record. Lineage: Eukaryota; Metazoa; Chordata; Actinopteri; Clupeiformes; Clupeidae.
AUGGCAGAGGGCAGUUUUGCGGUCAUUCAGAACCAGCUUAGCUGUCAAAUUUGUCUGGACCUUCUCAAGGACCCAGUGACUAUUCCCUGUGGACACAGCUACUGUAUGAGCUGCAUUGCUGGCUGCUGGAACACAGGUGGUCAGGAUCAGGCUUACAGCUGUCCACAGUGCCGGCAUACCUUUGACUCGAUGCCCCACCUUGGGCGCAACACCAUACUGGCAGAAAUGGUGGAGAAACUGAAGUUGGCAGAAGAUCCUCCAGCUGUUCCAGAAGAACCUUCAGUUGACAUCUGUUAUGCUGGACCUGAUGACGUGUCGUGUGACUUCUGCAUCGGGAAGAAACAGAAGGCUACCAAGUCCUGUCUCGCAUGCUUGGCCUCGUUCUGCGACUCUCACCUCCAGCCUCACUUCGAGGUGCCUCGUCUAAAGAAGCACAAGCUGGUGGCGGCCACCAGACAGCUAGAGGAGCAGAUCUGCGCUCCUCACGACAAACUCCUGGAGGUGUUCUGUUGCACUGAGCAAAUGUUAAUCUGCAUGCAGUGUGCAAUGGAUGGACACAAAGGCCAUGACAUAGUCGCAGUUGCAGUAGAAAGGGCAGAGAAACAGAAGGAGUUUGGGAAGACCCAGGAGGUAUACCAGCAGAGGAUUCAAGAACGAGAGAAAGAGCUGCAGGUGCUGAAAGAAGCCAUGGAAACUCUCAAGCACUCUGCCCAGGUGGCGGUAGAGGAGAGCGAGAGGAUGUUCUCCUUGCUCAUCCUCUCCAUAGAGAGAAGGCGGUCGGAGGUGAAGGAGUUGAUCAGAGCCCAGGAGAGUACCGAGGUAGGCCUGGCUGAAAGACUCCUGGAGCAGCUGGAGAAGGAGAUCGCCGAGCUAAGGAAGAGGGAUGCUGAGCUGGCCAAGCUGUCGGAAACAGAGGACCAUGUCAGCUUCCUUCAGAGUUUCCAGGCUCUCCAUGCAACUGCUGGACCAGAAAACAUCCCAUUCAUCCCUGUUCACCAAAGCAAACCUUUGGAAGACAUGAAGAAGACUAUCUCUUAUCUACAAGAAAAAAUUGACAAUUUUUGCCAAGAGGAAAUAGGGAAAUUGUCUGGAAUUGCGACAUAUGUGCAACUCAUCGCAGAACCACGAACCAGCGAUGAAUUCUUACAAAACUGCAGCAAUUUUACAAUGGAUCUGAACACAGCCAACAACUGCCUCUGUUUAUCCGAGGGAUGCAAGGAGGCUUCGAACACCAUAAAGGUCCAGUGCUACCCGAACCAUCCAGAUAGGUUCCUGCAUCCUGCGCAGGUGCUGUGCAAGGAGGGCAUAACCGGGCGCUGCUACUGGGAGGUGGAGUGGAGUGGGGAGAGCGGGGUGGGUCUGGCGGUCGCCUACAAAAGCAUUAGCAGGAAAGGGAGCGGGAAGGAGUCCAAGUUUGGCUCUACCCAUCAGUCCUGGAGCUUGCGUUGUUCUCCCUCCAAGUAUUCGUUCAAGCACAGUCAUGACAAAAUUGAAAUCCCCGUCCCAGUUUCCAGUUCCGCUAGAAUAGGAGUGUAUGUAGAUUACAGGGCAGGCACCCUGGCCUACUUCAGUGUCUCGGACACAAUGAGCCUCCUCCACCGAGUGCAGACGCGAUUCACUGAGCCCCUCUAUCCCGGUUUUUUGAUUGGUAUCAAUUCAAAGGUGAAGUUUUACCAAAAAUCAAUAAUCCUCCACCCCAUAGCCAGUCUGCCUAAUUGUGAGUAAUUAAAUGAUCUGGUAUAAAACUGCCAAUACAACACCUCACUCACAUCUGAUGUUGUAGGCAGAUUCGUCAGACAAAAGCUUAGGAAACACUACAAAAGGUUGCGAGGUCACACAAAGGUGUAAGCAACCGGAACUGAUUCCUGUUCUCAAAGGCAACUGAGAGGGAAAGUUGGUAAACAAACCCUUGUGGAUCUGAUAAAGUUCUCUUUAACUCUCUGUGUGUAUUAUAUAAAUGAGCAUGUGUUUUAGCUUCAAUAGCAGUUGCAGUAAUUGUUUGAAGUACGGUCAUACAUUUAAUGGGAAGAGCAGUCACGAAGGUGGUGGUGGUGAGGGGAGGGGGUGAAGGGAAGAGUGGGAGGAAAGAGAGUUGCGAGUUUAGUUGUCAUUGUUCUGAUAUUACUGCCGGUAACUAAGUGAGGAAUUGAAAAAACGUGAGGAUGGGAUAUUGCAACACUGCGUAUAAAUUGGUGUAUGAUAUUUGAGUGACUGAGCGAUUGGUUUGAACAAUAGGCUAUGAGCCUGGGUUCAGUUUUGUCUGAGAACUGAAAUGUGGAGUGUGAAAUUCAAAUUCCUGCGGCAGUCAUUUUAUUCUCGAUUCUAAUUUGUUCUGCGGAAAAAAAAACCUUGUGUUUGAACUGUUAUACAGUUUACAGUAUAAACUGUAUAAACAAUCUAUGUGAAUUUAUCUGAAUUUGAAGAUGUUUUUCAGAAAGGUGGGAUGUGAAACUGAUUGGAAUGUUCUUGUGUGAUGAAGGCACACGAUUCUUAACGAAGAAGAACAGUGAAGUCCGUAUCUGUUUCGGACGAACAAUAUACGAACAAUAAUAGUUUCGAUGAGCUAGCAGAGGAAAAAGCAGAGCAUCCUCUGGUAACUUUCAACUUCACUUGAACCCUGCUUAAUAAGAAUAACAUAACCAUGUUAUAAUCUUGUCAUGGCAGAUGCUGUCAUAAAUAGGUAUAACAGUCACUGUCUAGUGUAAUGUGACAAACUGAAAACUCUAGAGCCAACACCAUCCUAUUAACACCUGUAGGCUCGAGCCCUAUGUUUGCAGCGGCUUUACCUGGCUUAGAGGAGCAUUAAGGAGAAUAAAUAGGUAACAAAUUAAAUUAAACAUAUCUGAGGAUGGGUAUUUGCUGGUAUUAUGGAUAUGUGUGCAUAGUUAUGAAACGAUGAGGUUGUGGAGGUUUUACUUUCCAUUGUGUUGUUGUAUUGUUAUCUAAUCAAACUUACAAAAUGAUGACGAAGAAGAAGAUGAUGAUGAUGAU